AGAAGAGAUCGGAGGCGGAGAUGGACGACCUCGUCUUCGCUUUCAUCUUCUUCUUUCCUCGUACGUGUUUUCAUCGAUAUAUAAAAAUUCGCUGCACGUAUCGCGAAACGUUUGCCCGAUCUUCCCCGUCUCGUCUCGUAUUCCCUGGCCGUAUCUGUAUUUAUUUUAUGAGACGACGCGGUUUACGAGCUAAUCCACGAAGAACGCGACAAGCGCGAUAGGAGAUGCGUUUCGCGUUUACCUUUGCCGAUUGGUCGAUCGGUUCGCGGAAUGCUUGUAAAUUGCAGGUGUGAUUCACCUCGCCAAGGUUGAGAGAAGUCAGAGAGAAGAGAGAGGUGCCCCAUCGCGGUAACCGGUUGCCCCGAAAACAAACUUCGAUAACGCUCGUAACCUCUGCACCCACCGCGCCGCCGGGGUGCUGGUUAUCGCGAUCAGUACGCCUUUGUUUAGCCAAGAGGAAAAGUCUAUCAUGUUGCGGGGGAAGCCCAGAGUCGCGAACAGAUCAAUAAAGAUUCGCAGGGAAUUCCCGUCAGAUCAAAGGUUGCGAAACUUACGUUAUGAUAAACAAAUGGUAACAAUACAGAACGACAAACGGGAGAUAGGAAACUGCAAAUCGUCCUGACGACGAUACAGAGAGGCGCGAUAAAAUGUUUCGAGAAUAGGAGCUCUCGUGCCUCUCGUGCAUAGGUAGCCUUCCCAUCUUCAGGUAUUCCUCAACCGCUUCUCGAGCCUACGGCUCCUUCUUCCCGACGAUUCAGACCGGUUGCUUCGACGUUGUUUCGUUUUGGCGACGAUCGCAACAUUCUCGCACCACUGCUCAUUCAUGAAUGAUAAAGAAAGACGCAAAGCAGUCGGGGAGACUGGUUAUCGCCUAACCCAGGGAUAGCAGGCGGGGGCGCGGCAGAAGAGGAUCUCACCUUGACGGCCUCGAGAUCUUUUGCGCGCAUCUGCAACUUAUUCCACGCUCGCUUUGGCCCGCGCUUGUUUUCACUCUUCUACGGUGACGAUGCAGCUGUCCCUGUAAUUAGCAUAGCCCUCCUUUCUGCGUCGUUCGACUCGCGUCUGCCCCCUUCGAAGAUCGAGGAAGCGGAUGCCCCGGGAAAUCGAUCACGGUGCAAAUUUCCCUUUCCACGAGCGGACGCGUUGGCACGUCGCGACCGAUUUUCGGGUUACGCCCCAAGUGUGCCAGCGGAUCGUAGGAGGCUCGAGGAACGUUGACACCGUUAUCCUAUGCUCGCCGGAUGCAUAACAAUCGCACGAUGCGACGCCUUUCUUUCGAUUCGGUUCGGUUCGAUUCGACGAUCGAGGGAACGCGCGGAGAGCUUGCGAAUCGACGAACAACGGGUGAAAACGAAGCUCGAAUAUAGAGGCGAAAGACCGUUAGCCGUUUAAUAUGCGGUGGCUGCGUUCGUUUCGAGGGGAAGGCAGAAGUUUCGACUUUGCUUCGUUCGAAUCGUCGCGUCGAGCCUCACUCGAAAACGUCGCGACUCGAAGAUAGUUGAAUCGAACGGCGUUGGUUCGAAACGAAAGAUCAAUUUCGAGGGAAGAAAAAUGAUCGAGACGAGAAGAAAUAAGUGGCGAGUGAUGUUGGCGUUCGGAUUGUUGUUGAUGGUCGUCGGUGUGGUAAACGGUCGCGAAUCCGCCGGCACCGAGUCGUCGGCGUCGUCGACGACGCUUGCUACGAGCAGCGUCGAAGAGGAUAAAGCGGAAGCUAGAUGGGUAGAGGACGAUUCAGUGGCGGCUAAGCCAGGAAGGAGUGUCGGACGGAAAGAUUCGAAGGACAGCUAUCUGGAGGCGCUGAGACACUCUCGCACCAGCACGGAUCCUCGCGAGGGAAUCGUAGCGGUGGAUGGAACCGGUAGCGGAUCGCUUCAGCGGCGGAAAGAGUACGUGCAAGGACCGGUGUACGCGCCGAAGCGUUCGGAAGCUAACUCGCGAAUCGUGCAGCAUAGCCCGGUCGAUCGCGACUCGUUCUCCAUGGUCCCGAGCGAUUCGUACACUCUGCCAAGUCGAACGGCCGUCGACUUUGCGGGAGUUCGAAACUCUUAUGGACCGCCGCAAACGCCCCGUCCUGCUUAUGGUCCAGCUUUCAACGAAUACUACUCGUCAGAAUACGCCGGAAACGCUUACUUGCCACCACAGCAAGGUGAGGGAAGAGCUUACGGACCACCGAGCUCCAGCUACGGUCCCCCUUCGGGUCCCUCCUACGGCUACGGAAACGGGCACGCAACGUCCGAAACACAGCUCACCUUACCGUCCAUCGAUUUUUCGUGGCCGUUCGCGCUGAAACUAAACGCCUUCACUUUGGCCAAGAUUCUCCUGAAGCUGGUGAUCUUCAAGAUGAUCGUGAAAUUCAUCGCCAUCAUAUGCCUGCUGCUGUUUAUCCCUAAGCUCGAGAUCAAGAAGGGUAACAAAGGGAGCUCGAACGACGACGAAGAGGAGGAGGGACGCGGUAUCGUCGACGCGAAUUCGAGCAUUUGGGAGCGUUUGAACCGUUUGACGGUGGUGGUGAACGAGGCGGUCGAGCAAUAUCGAGCCUCGAACGAGGACUGUUCCAGUUUUGGGUGCCGGGAUGGACGAGGCACGACGAGUAACGACCGGAUUUGGCCGGAUUACGAACAGUUGUUGACCAGUUACAUCCUGGAGGAAACGCGUUCCCUCCGAACGAACACUUAGCGUUUAUCCAUUCGACCCCUCGCGUAUUUAUGCGUCAUUUAUUUAUUACUUAUUUAUUUAAACUUCGCUACGCGCUCGUCGAUUGUUCCUUCGAAUGCAAAUAAAUCGAUGUCAGGCGCGUGUCGCAGAUUCUCUGA
This is a messenger RNA of Osmia bicornis bicornis, 2813 nucleotides long. RefSeq lists its product as uncharacterized. Lineage: Eukaryota; Metazoa; Arthropoda; Insecta; Hymenoptera; Megachilidae. The record is from RefSeq and is a predicted model, not a curated record. Bases 1552 to 2676 code for a protein of 374 amino acids. The transcript is spliced from 3 exons.